This is a messenger RNA of Nelumbo nucifera (sacred lotus), 1845 nucleotides long. RefSeq names its product putative polyol transporter 4. NCBI's taxonomy places the organism in Eukaryota, Viridiplantae, Streptophyta, Magnoliopsida, Proteales, Nelumbonaceae. Gene Ontology annotation, cellular component: membrane. The record is from RefSeq and is a predicted model, not a curated record. Gene Ontology annotation, biological process: transmembrane transport. Gene Ontology annotation, molecular function: transmembrane transporter activity.
GUCUUUUCCAUUUGUAGAUAUAGGUGUCAUGAGUGGAGCAAUCAUAUUCAUGCAGGAGGAUCUGAAGAUAACAGAGGUACAAGUAGAAGUUCUUGUUGGGAUUUUGAGCAUUGUUUCACUUCUGGGUAGUUUAGGUGGUGGAAUAACCUCAGACGCCAUUGGUAGGAAAUGGACCAUGGCCCUGGCAGCCAUUGUCUUUCAAAUGGGUGCUGCUAUAAUGGCUCUUGCUCCUUCCUUCAAAGUACUCAUGAUUGGAAGACUGUUUGCUGGGAUUGGAAUUGGCUUUGGAGUCAUGAUUGCCCCUGUAUACAUCGCUGAAAUAUCACCAUCCAUUGCCCGUGGAUCUCUCACCGCCUUCCCUGAAAUUUUUUUGAAUCUGGGGAUCCUUCUCGGCUACAUCUCAAACUAUGCAUUUUCAGGAUUCUCAGCAAACAUAAGUUGGAGAAUAAUGCUUGCUGUAGGAAUUAUCCCUUCAGUAUUUAUUGGGGUUGCUUUGUUUGUCAUCCCUGAGUCUCCCAGAUGGUUGGUAAUGCAGAACCAGGUUGAAGAAGCAAGAACGAUCUUGCUAAAAACAAAUGAGAAUGAGAAUGAGGCAGAACGGAGGCUGGCAGAUAUACGACAGGCAGCAGGGAUGGCUAAUUCAGAGAAAGCUGUGUGGAGUGAAUUCUUGAGGCCUUCCCCUUCACUUCGGCAAAUGCUGAUUGCUGGUCUUGGAAUCCAAUGUUUCCAACAGAUGACAGGUAUUGAUGCAGCUGUGUAUUACAGCCCCACAAUCUUUAAAGAAGCUGGGAUCAGGGAAAAUGGUACACUUCUUGCUGCAACUGUUGCUGUUGGGUUUACCAAGACUUCUUUCAUCUUGGUUGCUAUCUUUCUCAUUGACAGAGUUGGAAGAAAGCCACUUCUGUAUGUGAGCACAAUUGGGAUGACAGCAUGUUUGCUUGUAUUAAGCCUUGCUCUCUCUUCAAUGGAACAUGGAGAAGUUACAGUUGUGCUGGUGAUUUUUGUGGUUUCUGGGUAUGUAGCUUUCUUCUCAAUGGGAAUUGGCCCAAUUUCCUGGCUAUUGCCAUCUGAAAUUUUCCCUCUGAGACUGCGAGCUCAAGCUGCAGCCCUUGGGGCAGUAGGGAACCGAAUAUGCAGCGGCCUGGUUGCCAUGUCUUUCCUUUCUGUUGCUCAUGCCAUCACAGUGGCAGGAACGUUCUUCAUCUUUUUUGUGAUCUCAGUCCUCUCCAUCAUCUUUGUUUAUGAAUUUGUUCCAGAAACAAAGGGAAAAUCCCUAGAGCAGAUAGAGUUGCUAUUUCAAAAUGUGGGAGAACACAAAGGUGAAGUUCAACUAAGAGAUGUAGAGCGUCUACUGCCAAAAGAACGACUGCUUGGGGUUUAGUUUCAUGAUGAUAACAUUCAAGCAGUUAUAAAAGCAUGCAACUGGCUGAAAAAUGAUGCAGUCUUUUCUUCAAGAAAAGUGAUCCAAUGAAAAUCCUGCCACAUUUUGGAAGUACAGGAUUUAAAGUAGAACCCUUGCUGCUACAUUUAAGAGAUAAAUGACUUAAAGAGAUGCAGAGGUCAUUUUUUCCUGAAGUUAUAUUCUUGUAGUUUAGUAUAAGCUUACAUGACUUUAUUCAGAUUUUGAUGUGCAUGUCUUCUUCUGGGGCUGUAUGCUUUGAUAUUUGUAUGUAAAUGAGACAUAAUACAUGAUUCUUUCUUCAGGUGCAAACUGCACAGGAAUUUAUUCAGAUUUUGAUGUGCAUGUCUUCCUCUGGGGAUGUAUGAUUUGAUAUUUGUAGGGAAAUGAGUCAUAAGUUUACAUGAAUUUAUUCAGAUUUUAAUGUACUUGUCUUCCUCUGGAGC